Molecule: messenger RNA, 1832 nt
Organism: Geodia barretti
Lineage: Eukaryota; Metazoa; Porifera; Demospongiae; Tetractinellida; Geodiidae
Source: the annotation of a GenBank genome assembly
UGUCCCCAGGCCGGCCAUGUGGAGAUGAGCGGCUACAAAACUCGCCGGGCAAACGUGAUAGGUCGUCCGCCUUGAUGACAUCUACAGAAAUCAGUCGUCUGUACUGUCCUAACUGUAAGAAGAUUCUGAGGGAUCCCCGGCAAGUCACCGUGUGCGGUUGUCGGUUCUGUGCUGGCUGCAUUGAUCAGAGACCAGCGCAGGGUGGCAGUGCUGAAAGUGUUUACACAUGUGCUGUUGAUGGAGCAAAGUACAAGAGGAGAGAUGUUCGUAAGGACAGAGGUUGUCAAAGGGAGAUAGAGUCUCUAGAGGUUGACUGCCCUACUCAACCACAUCCUUGUUCGUGGAGAGGCAAACUCACUGAUAUGGAGCAUCAUGAGUCAGAGGAGUGUCCCAAAAGACUGAGGGAGUGUGAUCUCAAGUGUGGAGGCAAGUAUCUGGCAGAGGAGUUGGAACAGCACAUGGCCAGAGAUUGUAACAGACGACCAGUCCCUUGCCAGUACUGCAAGCAUCAACUGCCAAUGAAAGACUUACAGGAUCAUUACAUGGGCUGUGAACAGGCUCCUGGAGUGUGCACCCACUGCAAACAAACUUUGGAGUCAAAAACUGAGCUCUCUCAGCAUCUUCAGGUGUGCCCCGAGUAUACAGUGUCAUGCCCAUGCAGUGACUGCAACUUCAAGGGAUCGAUGAGUGAUAUGAACUGUCAUCUCGCUACCUCACAUGUAUUCCAACUAACACAAGAAUGUUUAACAACUCGUGUGGAGCUAGCGGCCCUGCGUGCUGAAAACUCUACACUACACAGCGAAGUCUCGAAUCUUGCUAGCCAAGUUGACAGACUACUGAUAUCGAGCGAGGCUAAGAACACAGAAAUGAAAGAACUAAAACUUUACUCUGAGUGGGUAGCGAGUAGAGAGAGAGAAGAACUACGGUUGAAGGGUGAUUGUGUAGAAACUGACUCGGCAGCAAGCGGAGGGGGAGAGAGAAAGGGAAGGAGAGAGGAAGAUGAUUCGAGGCUUCGGCAUAUCAGCGAGACUCUAAUUGGGCUCCAGAGCCAAGUGACAGAGCAUGGGAAUCAGCUUGAAGACAUGCGACUACGACAAGACAUCACGGACGUCAAAACGACAAACGGAGUUCUUGUUUGGAAGAUUCCCGACGUCCGAAGGAGGUAUCGCGAAGCCGUCGAGCGAAAGACGACAAGUCUGUAUUCCCCUCCGUUUUACACCAGUCAACACGGCUACAAGGUCUGCAUCAGGAUUUACCUAAACGGAGACGGCAUAGGGAAAGGGACCCAUAUCUCUCUGUUUUUCUUUCUCAUGCGUUCAGAGCACGACAAUCUGCUCAGUUGGCCGUUUAAACAAUCAGUCCGAUUCACUCUCCUGAAUCAGAAAAGACCGCCGCAGAGUAUAUCUGAGGCUUUCAUGCCAGACUCAAAGAGUUCCUCUUUUCAGAAGCCAGAGAGGGACAUGAAUGUGGCGAGCGGAUUUCCAAAGUUUGCCCGCCAAACAGUGCUCCAAGACGAGGAUUGUACGCAGGACAAUAUGAUUUUUGUCAAGUGCCAAGUAAACUUGAGUGGCCUCCAGGAUGUUUAGCCUGAUUGAACCAUGUGUUAUCAUUUACAUCAUGCUCAGCUAAGAUCUGUAAUCACAGAAUCUAGACUUUACUACUGUGUUGUUUUUGCAUGUAGCAACAACACCCAAGGAAAGCCGUGCAUGAGUGGUCAGGGAAAGAAUACCUGUCAGUUCAAUGCAAAGCAAGCACUCCUUGUUUGACCCAGAUGUUUGUAGAUAAACACUGGAAACAUACACCUCAGUCAGUGCCAUGACAACGGAAGCACU